This is a messenger RNA of Glycine soja, 2462 nucleotides long. Its product is annotated as RAP domain-containing protein, chloroplastic-like. The coding region runs from base 283 to 2277 and encodes 664 amino acids. Lineage: Eukaryota; Viridiplantae; Streptophyta; Magnoliopsida; Fabales; Fabaceae. The record is from RefSeq and is a predicted model, not a curated record. Gene Ontology annotation, cellular component: chloroplast; mitochondrial matrix; ribonucleoprotein granule. The transcript has 4 exons. Gene Ontology annotation, molecular function: RNA binding. Gene Ontology annotation, biological process: chloroplast rRNA processing; mitochondrial RNA processing; regulation of mitochondrial mRNA stability.
UUUUCCAUUAAUCACUUCCAUCCAAACAGAACAGAGCAGUUCUAUUCUAUCAGAAAACCAGAAACACUUAUUCGAUUCAAACACAAUCUGCGUGGGAUUUAUGCUCUCUCACUCAAGAUAAGGUGUGACUUCUCUUCUUCUUGCUCCAGUAGGAACAAGAACAACCCCCUUUUUGUGAGUUGUUGAUUGGAUUCGUUAGGAGGGAACUGAGAAAGAUUGAUUUUUUUCAUUGAGUUGCAUGGUCAAACCUAUUUGAUUGAAAUUGAUUUAAAAGGGUAAGGUAUGGAAGGGUUACUGAAUUCUUUGCUUAACCAAAGUUGCUUAAAACCCUUUGGUUUCACUCCAAGACUUGGUUAUACUUUCCCGGUGAUCACAAGAACGGGGAAUUUAAAUCGAAAACCCGAAUCCUGCACCCUGAGAAGUUACUGCACACAAUUAGGUAGAGACAGUACUGGCACUAGCUCCAGAGGGGCUAGUGUUGCUGCAUUGGAUAGUGAUGAUAAAGGAGAGGAAUCUAGUACGGACUGGGAAUUGGAGUUCCUCGGGGAACUUGAUCCGUUUGGUUACCGAGCUCCCAAGAAAAGGGAAAAAGAACAGAGGUCAAAGUUGCUUGAAGCCACUGACGGAAUGGACUGGUGCGUGAGGGCGAGAAAGAAGGCACUUGAAUCAAUUGAAGCGAGGGGCAUGGCUCAUUUGGUGGAAGAUAUGGUUACUGUUAAGAAGAAAAAGAAGAAGGAUAAGAAAAAGUUGGAAAGCAAGAAGAAAGUAGUUAAGAAAAUUGAGAAAAUAGAAGAUCUUGACUUUGUUUUGGAGGAAGACUUGCUACAGCCUAUGAAACCUGAGAUUGAUGUUGGUGAUUUGAAAAGGAGAGUGAGUAUGUUUAAUGAUGGAAUGUUUAUAGAAAAGAAGGAGAAAACAAAGGAAGCAUUUGUCAAUAGGCUUUCUCAGUUCUCUGGACCAUCCGAUCAUAGAAAAGAAAUCAACUUGAACAAAGCAAUUACAGAAGCACGGACUGCAGAUGAUGUGUUAGAGGUUACUUAUGAAACGAUUGUUGCAGUUGCAAAGGGCCUAAGUCCCUCACCUCUAUCCCCAUUGAAUAUCGCCACUGCUCUUCAUCGGAUUGCUAAGAAUAUGGAGAAGGUUUCUAUGAUGAGGACUCGAAGACUGGCGUUUGCUCGCCAAAGAGAGAUGUCUAUGCUUGUGAGCAUUGCGAUGACAGCCUUACCUGAAUGCUCAGCUCAAGGAGUCUCUAACAUAUCUUGGGCUUUGUCCAAAAUUGGAGGCGAGCUGCUUUAUCUUUCAGAAAUGGAUAGAAUUGCCGAGGUUGCGCUGACCAAGGUUGGGGAAUUCAACUCUCAAAACAUUGCUAAUAUUGCAGGUGCUUUUGCCGCAAUGCAGCACUCUGCUCCUGAUCUUUUCUCUGUUUUGUCAGAAAGGGCUUCGGACAUAAUUCACACUUUCCAAGAACAAGAACUUGCUCAGCUAUUGUGGGCUUUUGCUUCUCUAUAUGAGCCUGCUGACCCUAUAUUUGAUUCUUUAGACAUAGUCUUCAAAGAUCAUAGCCAAUUGAGAGGUUGUACAGGUGAAAGGACAUCAAAUAAUCAUGAACAAAUCAGGGUAGAUAGAAGUGGUGCCUCAAAUGGAUCUCCUGUACUAACUUUAACUAGGGAUCAGCUUGGGACUAUAGCUUGGUCCUAUGCCGUCUUUGGACAAAUGGAUAGGAGUUUCUUCUCUCAUGUCUGGAAAACUCUCAGCCAUUAUGAGGAGCGAAGGAUUUCAGAGCUGUAUAGGGAGGAUAUCAUGUUUGCUUCUCAGGUUCAUCUUGUAAACCAGUGCUUGAAGCUUGAAUUCCCACAUCUUCAGUUGUCAUUAUGUGGCGACCUUGAGGACAAAGUUGCUCUUGCCAGAAAGACUAAAAGGUUUAAUCAGAAAAUAACUUCAUCGUUUCAGAAAGAGGUUGGACGCCUUCUCCUUAGCACCGGCCUUGAAUGGGUCAAAGAAUAUGUUGUGGAUGGUUACACUUUGGAUGCUGUGAUUGUUGAUAAGAAGCUUGCUCUGGAGAUUGAUGGUCCAACUCAUUUCUCAAGAAAUACUGGUGUACCGUUAGGACAUACCAUGUUAAAACGCCGUUACAUCACUGCUGCUGGUUGGAAAGUCGCAUCAGUAUCCUCUCAGGAGUGGGAGGAACUUCAAGGAGCAUUCGAACAAGUAGAGUAUCUUAGGAACCUUCUCAAAAAUCAUCUAGAGGAAGGAUAUGCCAAAACUACAUUUGACUGAGGUAAAGUGAUAAUCCAAUGCUGCUUGUCAAGCAUAAGGAGAUAUCAGAUAUGUACUUUUUUAUUGAGCUCCCUUGAGAAAUUUUGGUAAAGGGGAUGUAUAUUUCUUAGAAAUGUUACAUUUUAAAAGAAUAUAAAUACCAUUUCUCCCCUGUUUUGGAGUAAAGUAUCACUUUAGUCCCUAAA